Molecule: messenger RNA, 4339 nt
Organism: Kockovaella imperatae
Lineage: Eukaryota; Fungi; Basidiomycota; Tremellomycetes; Tremellales; Cuniculitremaceae
Exons: 23
Coding region: 223-4161 (1312 amino acids)
Biological process (GO): telomere maintenance via recombination; double-strand break repair; telomere maintenance via telomerase
Cellular component (GO): nucleus; condensed nuclear chromosome; Mre11 complex
Molecular function (GO): ATP hydrolysis activity; G-quadruplex DNA binding; single-stranded telomeric DNA binding
Source: RefSeq, a predicted model, not a curated record
AAGACAAGCGUUUGGACUUGAACUUGGGUGGCAAACAUCAGACCACGUGUUCACAUCUCACACGGUCGCUUCUCCGUUCGUCGGGCAACGCGAAGUUGACUGGACCGCGACAGAAUUUUGGUUAGCCGAAGCGUCUUGAACAUCAUUGACAUUUCGUUGAACGAUUUUGACUUUGACUUGACUUGACAGUUGGCGUGCCAUUGGAAGAGAGGCUAGCUGAGGAUGGCAUCCCUCAACAAGCUCGCCAUCCGAGGCAUUCGAUCAUUUGAUGACAAGCAUGUUCAAGUGAUCGAGUUCUACUCCCCAUUGACAGUCAUCGUCGGGCACAAUGGGAGUGGUAAGACUACCAUCAUUGAGUGCCUCAACUAUGUGACCACCGGGCUCUUGCCAUCGGGCAGCAAGACCGGUGGAGCGUUUGUCCAUGAUCCAAAGAUGGCGAAUGAGAAAGAAGUCAAAGCUCAAGUCAGAUUACGGUUCUGGAACCUCAAUCGACAGCGAAUGACAGCUACGAGAAAUCUCCAAGUGACCACAAAGAAAACCGGAGGUUUGACAUUCAAGACGCUCGAGGGAAUUCUAGCCAAGUCAGACGAGGGUGAUGCAGCGGGAAAGCGAAAUACCAUCUCGACGAAAUGCUCAGAGAUGGACGAAGAGGUACCAUUGCUUCUCGGUGUAUCCAAAGCAAUCCUUGAAAAUGUCAUUUUCUGCCACCAAGAAGAGUCGAACUGGCCAUUGAGCGAACCGGCGGCUCUGAAGAAGAAGUUUGAUGACAUCUUUGAAGCGACAAAGUACACCAAAGCACUGGACAACAUCAAGGCUUUAAGGAAAGAGCGGACCGUUGAGCUAAAAGUCGACAAGGAACGUCUCAAGUUCUUCAAGGCUGACAAGGAAAAGGCAGAAAAGCUCAGGAAACAGCUCGAUGACGAAGUUCGCAAAGAGACGGCUAAACAGAUUGAAGUCGACGAGUUAAAGCAAGGGGUCGACCGGUACAAGAUUCUCAACGUUGAGCAUUAUGCCACAGCAGCUUCUUUCCAGAGCACUUUUGAGAGGGUCGAGAAUCUCAGGGCUAGAAAGACCAUGUUGGAGAAUAAUCGAAAGCACAUUCUUGAAGGAAUGACAGAGAUGACGGAGGAGACGGACGAGCUCGAGCACAUGCUGGAAAACUUUGCGACGCACCUCAAGUCGAUUGAGGGUAAGAAGGCGAUGCAGGUCGAGAUGAGAGAUAAAGAAGAAGCAGCGUUGGAGGAUCUCAGGAAGCGAGAAAGAGGGCUAGCGAGCGCACAAGGCGGACUUGUGGCUAAUAAAAAUAUCUACGAGCGAAACGUCAAGGAGAGAGAGUCUGCCAUUCGACAAGCUGCCAAGACACACGACUUUGCGGGAUACGAUUACUCUCCACUCGAAGAGUCCAAAGUCGUAGAAUUUGUCGACAAGCUUCACGAGCUCGUCAGACGGGCAGAAUCAGAUCUCAAAAAGCUUCAAGCUCAGGGCGCUCGCCGAGAACGAGAUUUGCAGGCUGAAUUGGAUCGGCUGGCAGGUCUGAAGACUUCGGCCAUUGCUACCAAAAAGAGCAAGCAGGAGCAGAUCGCUCAGCUGACAGAGAAGGUCCGCCAGUCUGAAGCCUCCUUCGAGUCUGUCAGCUCGCUUGACGUCGAAAUUGCAUUGCUCGAAUCCAAAAUUGCCGAAGCUGAAGAGCAUCGAUCAAAGCUGGAAAAGGAGAUCCGGGACGCCCGAUUCGAUGAGGCUAUUCGGGAGAAGACAAUGAUUGUCCGCCAGAAGGAGGCAGAGCGGGACAAGGUCAAUGCAGAACUGUCAGUUUUGAAUCGUCAAGCAGAUUCGAGGGCACAACUUGCCAUCAAGAGGAACGAGAGGGUGUCCAAGGAGAACCAGGUCGCUGCAUCCGUUGCAAGUCAUAGUGCACGCUUUGAGGAGCUCAUUGGGGCCAAACUGGAGCCCGGAACCAUGGAGGAGAAGAUUACGAUCGCUUUGGGCAAGCGAGAUCGCGAAGUUCAAGAAGCAGAAUCGUCGUCUGCUGCCAGCAAUCGGAACUUGUCGACUUUGCAGACCUCAUUGAACAUUGCCAAGCGGUCACUGAAGGAGAAGAGGGAGGAAUAUGACAGGAUCGAGAAGGAGGUCAGAUCCGGUCUUGAGGAGACCGGGAAGGAGACCAUCGAAUUGGCGAUUGAGGAGGCGGAGAAUGAAAUCAAGAUUUUGCAAAUCGAGAUGAACGACAAGUCGACAACGGCUGCUUUCUGGGAACAGAUUCUGGCCAAGGCUCAAUCCGACCACAAGUGUAUGGCUUGUGACAGGGCUAUCGCCGAGAGUCAAGCCAAGGCGGUCGAGAACUAUAUGAACCGUCGGGUGGCAGGGAGCAAGCGUGUCAACGUGGACGAACUAAAGGAAGAUGAGAAGAAUUGGAUGGAAGAGUUGCAGAACCGACGAAACCUGCAAACUUUGAACAAGACUAUGGUCGAACUGCGAGACAAAACUAUGCCGCCGCUGGAGAAGCAGGUCGAAGAGGAGACGAUUCAACUCGAUAAGGUCCAGAACGAGGUGGAAGACGCCAAAAUGGGUGUCCAGAAAGCCAAGCUAGCCGUUCGGGACCUGCAGACUCUCAAGAGCGCCGCCACACUCGUUUCUCGUACCCUAGGGGAAAUCACAGAUCUGGCAGCGGAUGUUGCCCGACUGGAGAGGGAUCUCGAGGGCUCUGGUUCACUCAAAACUGUCGAAGAGGUCCAACAUGAGGUGGAUCUCCUGUCCGCCGAGAUUAAGAAUGUCAGUCGCGAUCAACAAGCUUUGGUCUCGGAGAAGGAUCUCAAAUCGAACAGUGUGAGGAGCGCUUCAGACGAUAUUGGCCAGAAGAGGCUUCGUCUGGGUACUCUGAAGAGUCAACAGGAGAAACGUAUGCGGGAUGAGGCGGCUCUGACGGAGUUGCAGGAGACUCUCUCACAGUUGCAGAAUCAGCUCAAAACCCUCGAUAGUUCUGCUCAAUCCGCUGAAGCGCCCUGGCGCGAGAAGAUGGAAGAGCUGAAUCGAUAUCGCACUGAGCGUCAGAAUGCGGAGAAUGAUCAGUCACUCCAAGUCGGGAUAUAUCAGUCGAGUCUGAACGAUUUAGAGUCCAAGCACCGGGCAUGUCAAGCCUACUUGACCGAAGGGAACGAUCGGAAGAUACGCGAAAACGAGGCUCAGAUGGAAGAUCUCAAGAGAGAGAUUGGCCUGACAACCGAAGCUCGGGCAAAGAUCGAUUCUGCCAUCGCUUCUUUACAGGACGAGCUAUCUCGAGCGAAUUCCCUGCGCACCAACAUUUCUGCAAACGUCAGGUACAGAAACGAGCAGAAGGAUAUCCUCAAAGUUCAAGAAGAGCUCGAUGGAAUGGAUGUAGAGGAAGCUGCGAAAGCCAGGAAAGAUUUCAACAAGCGGUUUAGUCAGAUGAUGCAGAGAGAACAGGAGAUCACAAACGAUUGGCAACGCGCGAGCGGAGUACUCAGUCAGGUCAUUGAAAACCGCAAGAGGAUGCAGGAGACCCUGGAGUCAGAGUACAAGAAUAUCGACAAGAUGUUCAAGGAACAGCUUAUCAAGACCAAGGUUAGCGAAGUAGCCAACAAUGAUCUCGAGAAGUACGGCAAAGCGUUAGACAAUGCCAUUCUCAAAUACCACUCGAUCAAGAUGGACGAGAUCAAUGACAAUAUCGGACAUUUGUGGAACAAGACAUACCAAGGAACAGACAUCGAUGGGAUCAAGAUUGUAUCCGAUCACGAUGAGACGACUUCCACAUCGACUCGCAAAUCGUACAAUUACCGUGUGGUCAUGAUCAAGGACAGUGUCGAGUUGGAUAUGCGCGGUCGGUGUUCCGCGGGCCAAAAGGUUCUGGCGUCGAUCAUCAUUAGGCUGGCCCUUGCGGAAUCAUUUGGGCAGGGCUGUGGCGUACUUGCGCUAGACGAACCUACCACGAAUCUCGAUCAAGAAAAUAUCAAUGCGCUAGCAGAGUCGCUUGCAGAGAUCAUUCGUGAACGCCGACGUCAAGCCAACUUCCAGCUCAUUGUCAUCACGCACGACGAGGGUUUCCUGCAGCGUCUGGCGGCCCAUGAUGUGUUAGAGUACUAUUGGAGAGUGCAUAGAGACGCAUCCCAAAAGAGUGCGCUGGAGAGGCAACGUGUGGGACUAUAAAUGUGAGCUGUGGCCUGGAGGGACUGGACACGGAGAUGGGCCUCAAAACAAAAGAGAAAAGGCAUUCAUCAUUAGGUGUUUGUUGUUUAUACCAUUGAAUCAUCUGCAUCAGCAUGCUUUCUGGAACGUGCAAUAAGAUCAUAUGAAGGCCGAGAGAUGAUACGCCUGCACUUGCUGA